CCCUAUCGAACGGAACAACAGAACGGUUCGCUACCCAGUUGAUUGGAUUGGAUUAUCGUCGACAACAACGACUUGUGAAAGAAGGUGUGUCAGUUACUCGUUGACAGCAACACAGCAGGGAUCGGCGAUCCCCGUACGGGAACAACGGCAUAAGAAGGUGGUGAUAGUCGGAAGCUGGCUAAUGCUACAAAACGAUCUGUGAUGCUUGUUAAAAUAUCGAAAGUGAUGGCAGCAGCAGGCUGGUCCGGUUUCCUAGCAGCGAAAUUUCCGGUGAAGUGAUUGUGGCCGCACGGGUAGGUUUCCGGUAUCCGCGGGCAUUGUUGUGGUGUGUGUUGGAUUUCACAAUUUUUCACGCGUGUAUCGAAUGAAGUGUGGUUAUAAUAAUAAUUCAUUGGUUCGUUAUAAUUCGGAGCCAUUGGAGAUUUAAUUGCUGAAACGAACCAGAACCGGAUCCUCGUUAAUUGAUCGCAAUUUUUUUUAUGGUGCGGUGAAACGGAAAACUGCCGUCGGUUGGCGAACUUGAUAACGUAUUGAUUUAUGUGUGAUUAUUACGCGGGCACCCUUCUCGACCAGCUGUUGCUUGACGACGAGUGUGUGUGUGAUUUCGAAUGCGGUUGGAGCUUCAUUAGUUGCAGCACCAUCAGAACACUGCGUGUAAUUAGUAGUGGUAGUAGGCCAUAUCCUAUCCGCGUGGUCAAGUGAAAUGGGUUAACAUUGUAAACACUGCGGACGCCAGCGGAAAUCAGUCAUCAUGAAGUCCGCGAUGGACUUCAAAAACGUUCCGGACAAUUUCCUGGCCGCGGUUGCCCAGGUCGUGCUCGGCAUUGUCGGAGAUCACAACGAAACACUGCACGGCGGUGACUAUGGGAGUCCGGUACUGAAACCGGUAGUGUCACGGAUCUAUCCACUGUUUAUCAUCAUUUACGCGAUUCCGGCGGCGCUGGGAAUCGGCAGUAACGUACUGAUAGUGUCCUACAUCAGCAAGUACCGGUUGCACCGGGAUGCGACGCAGGCUUUCAUCGUGAAUCUGGCCGUCUGUCAUACGGUGCAGUGUGCGUUUGUGCUGCCCGUUACGCUGAUGGUGAUGCUGAUUCAGAACUGGAUCUUCGGCCAGUUUCUGUGCUUCUUUCUGCCGCUGCUGCAGGACAUUCCCCUGCACGUCGCUAUGAUAUCGCACCUUCUGAUUGCCUGGGACCGGAAACGAUGGCUGACGGAUCCACUCAAGGCACGGCUGCCGGCUUUCGUGUGCAGUUGCGCUUCCUGGCUUGCCGGGAUGGUCAUUGCGCUUCCGUAUCCCAUCUAUACGACCUAUCUGGAUCUGGGGAAAUACGUACCGAAGUUUGAAGGCGUGGGGAUUUGUGCUGUCAAUCUGGUUGACGACAUGCAGGAGUACAUGCGAGGAUUAUUCGUAAUUAUGUACUGCGCACCGACGACCCUACUCGGCUAUCUGUACAUACGGACAUCCCGCGAGCUGCGACCCCCGGAUGGACCCCUGUCCAUUAUGAUGUUCGAGGCCCGGGCUGAAGCAAGAACCAAGCAGAUCCGUGCCAGUCGCAGCGGAUCAUCGGGUGGUGGUGGAACCAGCGGUGCGAACCUGAGUAGCAAUUCCCGAACCUACGAUCUGUACGAUGCGGAACUGGAUGUGAACAGGGAAAAACGUACCCAGCGCCAUCUGGGAGCGAUGGCAUCCGCCCAGGUGCUGUGCGUAUGCCCGCUGAUGAUUUUGAGGCUAGCCCGGAUGACACUGGUGGAAACGUACGAGAAUCAGGCCCACUUUGACAUCACCUAUCUGAUGUUCGUGUGGAUUGCAUUCCUGCCGACCGUCAUCGUGCCUUGGAUUUAUGCCAGCUGGGUCCUAUCGAGACCCGCCAAGGAGCGACUGCGCGGCUACCUGCGCCUAUCAUCCCGGCGAAACACCAACACCAAAUCCGAACCCUCGAUAGACGACGGUAGUUCCCCACCGGGUAUCAAAACACCUCUUUCCACCCAGAUGUCGACGGUAAGUAGCAGCCAUCCACCCUCAACGAUGGUCAUAUCCUCCGUCCCGGCUGUAGAUCAGCCGGGUACAGAAAUCCGACGGCAAGCGGCAACUUUUGCACAGGUCAAAGCGUUACCCUCGAUCGACCGGUCCAAGUCUCCGGCCGAGGUCAGCAGCAAAUCCCAACAAUCCAGCGUGGAGGGUAGUAAGACUGAGGACUCCGUCACAUCGAGACUAUCAAAGGAGUCUGAAUCGACAACGAGACGACCGAAGCGGCAACUUCCUCCACCGCUACGCAUCGAGCACAGCAACUUCCACAAGACUCCAUCCACGAAGAGUCGCAGUUCUUCGGGAACGGCAGUUCAGCGAUCCUCGCUGAGAUCGAACAAUAGUCGAACCGGUUCAAACCACAGUAGGAAUCCAGUAGACGUAACAGCCGAAGAGGAGGAUGACUACAGCUCUUCGCUGGCGGGAAACGGCUCGAACAUAACCUCCAGUACCUACUGUAACAUCAACGAGCGUGAAGUCGUAGCUCCAGAGAUUUUCGCCGCUCACCGGCAGAAUUCCGUGCGCAAGUCAGCUUCCCCCUACUACCAAGCAGCCAACACGGAUGAACUAAACGACAUCGAUUCGGACUCGGACAUCUACCAACGAAGAAGCACCAGGUACGGAUCACUCUCCAAACAGGACUCCGGCAUCCUAAAGACCACCCCGUCGAUAAUAUCGGUCAACGAAAGUGAGUACUCCUCUCGUAAAGGUUCCCUCAGUACACUCUCCCGCGAUAUGGAGAUCAUAGACCGGUUGGAGCGAGAACGCAGCAUGGACAUCCAGGAGAUGAUCCAACGGGAGAAAAACUACGAAUACUAUCUGGCGCGUCAGAACUCCAAGCUGAAAUUCUCGACCAACUUCGAUGACUACUUCGAGGAGGAACCUCCACAGCCGGUUAACACCCGGUCCAUCUCGCCGCACGUCGUCCGGAACGUAACGGCGGCGAAUCGCCGCCGCAGUAGCAACUUGAGUUAUUCUUCCGCCAAGCGGGAUAGCGGUUACGAGCAGUCGAUAGUGGGGACACCACCGGCACUGCUACCGGCUACGCCGGUUGCGGCUCCACCACCGCUACAGCCGGCGCCAGCGCCGGUUCCGAUAGCGACAACGGGAGUUCCGAUUAAUUCGGAUGCGUAUAUGUACAAUAGCCGGGGACCCCGCAGAUCGCUGGAGUUGGAGAGGCAAAGGUUCCCGCGGACCUAUAGCUCACGAUCGGCGCGCAGUUCGACCAAAUCUCGGGAUAGAGUUAGCUUUCAUGACGAUAUCUAGGUUCGGUGGUUUGAUUCUGGUGGGGUCGGGGGAAGUUUGUGCCAAAUUAGGUGACCGUGAGUGGGGAAUAGAUUUUGUACAAAGUAAAGAGCUGUUGAACGUUUUGAAAUUAUUAGUAAACACACGUAAAUAUUUAUAAAUGUUAGCGAGGAGACUUGAAGAUUUUAUAAAGUUUGAAUAGAUUGUUUGAAAUUUGCUCAUUGUGAAGAGGAAGUGUGUGGGAAUCGAAACGUUGGAACACUAUAAAUAUGUAUAGAAGAGUGUUUUAAAAAUGUUGACGGGAAGCUGAUAGGUGAAAAAGUUGGACUUUUUUUUAGUCUAGUCAUAAUUUGCUUACGUCAAUCGACAUGGCUAAACAAAUUGGGACAAUGUCAGUGGUUUUUAUAAAGAGAGGGGAUAUCCUUAACCUCUUGGUUCUCCAUACCUGCACUAUUAUGAGACCACUAUUAAGUAUUGCUUUGCGAAAUCUUGGCCCUUGGCACUUUUUCUUUUGUGUUGAAAAUUCAUAUUUUCCUCCAUAGCAGCUGUUUCUUGCUCGUGUCCAAAGUGCAAUAUAUCCGACCUGCGAAGAUCUGCUUCAAAUGUCGAGACGCCAACUGAUCCGGAUACGUCGACCAUCUUGACCGACAUCACACUCAUUCGCAGCUAGGUUUCUUCUUCGACUUAAAGGUGUUGCUAGCUCGUAGUCUUAUCCUUACUGUGUUACUGUGCUUAUCCAGCGGUGGAUUGUAUUCCUUUGUUGUGUCAUUCAGUUCUCACCAUUGACCCCAAUAAUUUCAUCAACGCUAAGUGACAAGGACCACUUACUCUGUUCUCCGACAUGCCCACAUUAUGGACAGACAGAUGACGAAUCAUGACCGAACGGAUGAGGGUACUGUCCGAACCAUGACCAAGCAGAAACUUCGGCAUCAUGUAGAAGGUUGCUUUUUCAAGCUUCCUUUUCACCUUGAUCGAGAGAAACCGGUAUCGGUGUAUGUCUAUCUACCUAUCUCCACCAAACACCAAGCCAUUAAGUCAGGUCUUGGCAUUUUUCGUAUUUCGUUGGUCUUCCCCUGCUAUAGUCCUGAACGAGUAAGAGCAAGGAUGUGAAGUAUACAGAUCGGAAAACUAGAAGAACAGGCCUAAUAUCUUACGGGCUUAACUUUUGUCUUCUGCUAAUGAGGGUCGAGCUUAGGCAGCAUAACUACGAAUCACUCGAGCUCACAACAUGUCUCCAUGCCGUCGGUUCUCACGGUAAAGAUGAACGAGUCUGUCUAUGUCAGGAGACGUGCUGUGAACUCGAGUGAUUCGUAGUUAUGCUGCCUAAGCUCGACCCUCAUUAGCAGAAGACAAAAGUUAAGCCCGUAAGAUAUUAGGCCUGUUCUUCUAGUUUUCCGAUCUGUAUACUUCACAUCCUUGCUCUUACUUGAGUACUAUGGCUCUAAUUUUCAUACCCAGUAAUCUCUAGCUAAUUGUAUGUCGUGAAAAUGUAAAAAAAUGUGACUAACAUAGUCGAAAUAAAAAAGGAAAAAAACUAAAUGUCUUAGAAAUUCAUGAAGCAACGGUUCUUGAGUUCUGGUACUUUUAAUGUUUAAACUGAGAUUUUCAAAUAAAAAUCAUGAUUUUUUUUUCGAAUCGACACCAGAUUUCGACAUUUCAUAAAUUUCUUAAACAUUUGGCAUCCAAGAAAACAAAUAAAACUACAUUUUCCAACUGAAGUCCCCCAUCUCAAUUCAAAAUUUUUCCUUGCAUCAUAAAGGCAUUUUUAACAUUAUACAAGAUCUCGACGCUUCACGAAGAAUAAUGCGAUUCCGCUCAAAUUUUGCAUGGGUUUUUUAUCGAGAUGCAAUACUUAUUAGGUGUGUCCGGUUUCAAAAUUCAGGAUGACCAUAAAUAUUGGCACUCUACCGUGUAUCAAGUAUACUGAGGAGACAAUUUUAGGAACUUUGUACUGGUUGGUGGAUUGUUGAUUAGGGUGCAUAUCAUUAGCAUACCGGUUAUAUUCCAGAUAGCACCCACCCAUCUUUUUGUACAAGCAACUGAACCAAAGAUGCUUUUAUGAUCUAUUGCUGAUCAAGUUAUUGACAUAUUCUUCGAUCCAGUUUCUAAGAAAAUAAGUUGCAUCCAGUAAUCUAUCCAGUAAAGAUAGAUGACCACAUUAUUUCAUUAUUCAGGCUUUAUUCUUUCAAACUAUAUCUCCCAUGAUUUCUGUCUCUUGAUUCAUAUUCUACAGCUUUUACUUUGCGUCUGCUCUAGGCCCGUGCAUAAAUAACCUCUCCUGAUAUGCCCAAAAAAUGCCAAAAUGGAUGUCGAACAAAAUUCGUCAUCAAAGACUCCAAAUUUCUAUUUAAAAUCAAACACAUUGAACUGGUUUCGACCGUACUCGAUCUUCUUUACGAUCAAGAUAGUCCGCUACUUUUUCUAUAAUUUCUCUAGACGCCGAAAUAUUCAGCUGUGACAGAUAUCUCGAAAGUUCGCUUAGAUAAAACUCAGAAUUGUGAUAUUAUGUCUAAAGCAAACAAAUGAUGCUACAGGCGGCAAUACAUUUAUGAACUAACUAACGGGUUUACAUACCCGCUCACAAAGUUGAGAUCGAUGGUGUAAUUAUCGGCUCUAGCUUGGCAUGCGUGGAUCUACUGAAUGACGCAGGCUGUUUCAGACCCCUUGCUCCAGUGGGCGAAGAUUUUGAAUGGCAAUCGCACCAGAUGGGACAAAAUCGUGUGUCCCUUCUAACUAGUAUCGGGUGACCUUUGACGAGACUGCUUUGCGUCUUCUUCGAUAAGGAUCGUUUGCACGAUCGGUUGUUUGUUCGCGUUAUGCAUGUAGUAUUGCACUAAUUACAAGCAAAUGGGACUUUGUAGCAAUAUUUUUGAAGUAGAAUACUUCUUACGUUUCAUAUAGGGGCCUAGCUUUAAAAAAAAUGGGCUAAAAUUGUCGUUGUACUAAAAGAAAAAAUAAGAUUUUUAAGCUAUCUCGUUGGAAAUAUGUACAACAAUUUUGUGUCUAAUUACGUAGUAUAUAUAAUGGAAAUAAUGGAUUUUGUGAAGUAAUUAACUACUCCAUGAUUAGCCCGUACAAUUCUACCAAGCAGCGAGCGUUGCUGGGACUGCCCCUUUGUCAUCCAAAGAAAUGCGACACACGUAUAAAAGCAGAACACAUGAAAAAAAUCAUCAGUUUGCUCUCUGACCUCGUAAUAAGCAAACAUUUUAUGCCAGAUCAAUCUCUUCGGGGCAAUAUGGGUAUUUCAUGACUGCCGCCAGCAAUCAUUCCAAUGAUGCACAGGCGCGCCAGUUUCAUGCAUCCAAUGAUCACAUAUCACAGAAAAAGCAGACCACUGUUUUCUUUGCGCUGGAGAUGGGAUGGUUGGGCGUGAAAGACCCCGCUUUCUUGCUCUUUAAAUUAUGUGUGGCGUGUUCAGAUAAAUUCACUACGGCCCACGCUCCAAAGUGUAGUGCGGGUGCGAUUGACGAUUUUUUUUUGCACUGAUUUCGAAAAAUAAAAUCGGUGCUGUCAAACAUCGGACCGGGAAAGAUCGAAUGAAAAAAAAAAACGAUUUUUCGAGACAAAAAGAUCAAUUUUGAAAAAUUAUCGACUUCACCCAUUCCUAUUCCGUUGUGCGAAGGAGAUGAUGUUGGCUUAUUGGAUGCUGAUUUAAGGUUUUGCUGAUGAAAUGAUGCGAAUUGCUUUGCGUAUGAUCGUAUAUGUUGCAAUAACCACAGUUUUCUAACGAUCCGUAGAACCAGAUUAAUUGUAUAACAGGUGCAUACAUCCAUAUUAAGACGGGUUUAUUUCAUGUUCGGCUUAAUGUCUCAAUGUUCUUUUCCUUAUUUUGUGUGUGACUUUCGCGGCUCAAAGUUAAAUGCUUUAUUAAAAGUAAUGUCCUGGUACUACAUUCGCUGUCGGUUAUUAUCAUACGUAACAAUUGCAAAGUUAUUGCGAGAAUUCCACAUUCAUUUCAAUAAUCAGGGUCGAUGGGUAAUGUGGGUAGCAUAGAUAAUACUACCCACUCGAAAAUAACCUGAUGAGAUGAAGCUUAGGAGUAAGCCUAGCAUUUUAAAUUUGCCACGCAUCGCAAGUGAUUUAUGUGAAUGUAAUGCAAACAUGCGAUAUAUUUCCAGUAAUAAUAUGCGGGUACCAUUAUAUUUGGAUUGCACCUAGAAAUACCGAAAUAACUGGUUUUAAUGCAGCCAGAAAAAAAUUGCAGCAUUCGAAUUAACAGUCUAUGUGUUACUUCACUUCGGUUAUGUCCCAGAUAUUACCCACCCAUCUUUUUUCUCUAAAUGUUUAUUUGACACGGCAUUUGCAAAAGCUUUUUUACGCCGGGGUUUCUUUUUUACAUAUCAUGUUACAAAAGUUCUUAAGACGUUAUAAGAGAAAAUCACUUCCUAAUACUAACACUCCGAAUAAUCAUCAUUUGAAAAUUGAGCAAUGAAAUGUAGUUAAUCUUACCAUUACCAUACUUGUUUCUAACCCACGCCAUUAAUGUGUUUCUUUCAAAUCAACUUCAAUUUUUAUGCCAUCACUUUUAUCGGUUCACAUUCACUAACUACAAUUUCACUUCAUCGCUUUAGUGAUAAAGUUGUUUUUCGUCCCAUUGUCAUACCUGCUUCCAACCAACGCCGCUUCAAAAUGUUUUUCUUUCAAAUCAAUUUCAAUUUUUCUGUUUCAAUUGUCACUUCUGUCACUGCAUCGUUCCUGCACUUGGCCACUCACCUAAUUUGAUGCUAUCCAAACCUUGAGUACUUCGGUAUGUGCAUGUUGAUGUCCCGUAAGGAAAGACACUUCAGUGGAAUAAUGUAAAUAAUUGCCUUCGUCCUGUUCAUUGAAUUAAUUUACACUUUGAAGAUGAGCUGUAACUGCCGCUCUAAGCAUAAUUGUCCCAUGUAUAUAGGGAAUCCCACAGAACAUGGGACAAAUAUGCUUAUAACGGCAGUGUUCGGGAAGAAAAAAAAUGGUGGGAACAAUAUCAACUAUGCUAGCUUCAAUGAUACGAAUUGGUUGCUUAAAUUUUCACUAUCUCAAACCACACCGUCAACCAAUUUAUUGAACAUAAACAGCCGAUGACAGGUACUUUAUCCUACUCUUUUAAUCGACAGCUUUACGAUAAGAAUCGAGUUAAAUCUGACGAAGUCCUUUUCUAGAAUUUGGUGAAAGUUUGUUUAAGAUUCUCGGAAAAUGCUGCGCAUUUUUCUAAUGGAAUCCUACCCAUGAAUGUUGUAAAGUCCUGCCAACAAUUCCUAUAAAAAUCUAUUCAAAAUGUCGAUGCAAUUCUUUUCAGGGGCUCUGAUCUAAAUCUGUUAUUUCGUUCGAGCCUUGAAUAUGAUUUCAUCGGAUAGUCUAAAAUAUAUGGGAAGGUUUUCUUUGAAGUUUCAAGUAAACAAAAUAAUGAUAAAAAUUCAUUAGAAUUGGAACUCUAAGGAUGUCUCCAUGGGAAUUCUGAGGAUUCGGUCAGAAUUCUAUGAAGCUAACCCUAAGAAGACUUGUGAGCGCGAUUGUAUCUGCAUCCUGAGGAUAUAUUUGUCAAAUACCGAGAAGAACCGUCGAAUUUCUGAGAUUUGCAUCAAAUGCUCUAUUUAUUAACACACACAUUCAUCAUUUAGUGAAAUUUGGCAUCGCAUUUAUAUCAAAAUUGUGUAAAAUUAUGUAGCUUAUUUCACGAAAUUGAGGUGGAAAAAUUCGUGCAAAUUUUAUUGCUUUAAUUCGCAUAGAAUUCAAGAUUUGAAAAUACACUCUCGGUCAUGAAAACUCCACUACAGUACCGUGGUGUGGGUUUUUAAUAAUUUUGUUGACAUCGGAAACGCGUUUCCAGACCUACACCCUACACCUACAGACAGUGACACACCUUCGAGGGGCAAAAUAUGCAAACGACAGUGUGAGUCGGGUGAUUUUGCUACAAAGUACGGUACAAAUUCAUUUGAACGGAAAACACAAUUUUUUAAAAGUAACCUGGCAUCCCUGAUGAAAAUCAUUUUGGCCAGACCGACGCCAAUCUCUUGUUAAAGAAUCACUAUAAUUUUUCGUGGUUUACACCUAUCGAAGGCAAAGCAGGCGACGCAAAUUUUCGGCACUAAAAUUGCCAAUGCUUUCAACGCGAUGCUGUUCGUAGAGAAAGUUCAUGGAAAUCAGACUGCAAAAUCUGUUAGUACUAGUAGUUUUGUAAAAUAGUUUACAGUGAAAAUAAUUCCGGAAAAGUUGAUUCAUUUAGUGAAGAAAAUUGGAGAGCAAUAAAAAGCUGUCAUCACUGUAGCUAAGGACCGGAUUGCAAAAAUUUUCGAACCAGAGCUUGUCAAGAGCUUCCCAGCAGUGGAUGACGUAACCGUGUGAAAAGCUCGUUUUCACACUAGUACAUAGAGUAUCUUCUAAUCUGCAUCAAAAAGUCUCCCUCCAGGGAUCCAAACCACCCCAAUAAUCCUAAUCCUAUUUUCCACUAUUCGACGACAAAAGAAGCGAAACGAUCUCCCUCCCCGAGAUCCCUUCUCGAUCUCCUCAUCCUUCACCGUACCGUACAUGGAUGUGUCUAUGCCUCUUUCGAUACAACAAGCACCGGAAAUUAUGCCAACCUCGUCGCAGUGCUUCAUUUGCCUACCAAGCACCGUAUCCUCAUUUUCAGUUUUAGCCAUUUUAGCGUAUUCUUUUGAAUGGUUCAGAAGCUGCCAGCUAGAGGAGCGCCCCAUCAGCAUUUCGCAUAAGAAAUAAGAUAUUUGCAUGUGGUGAGUGCGUGCACGUUAGUUGUUAGUUUGGUACCGGGGAAGGCGUCGUCUGCCUCCAGCGCAAAUGCAAUUUGGAGCGAAAAGUUAAAUGAUGAAACCUUUGCCUUUCGUUGCGUUGCGGGUUGUGGGUGGAUUAAUUUUGUUGCCUUAUUUUCUAAUUCCGUUUCCUGUACAGAUUGUAAGCUGUAUAACCAUGGUUCAAACAUUCUCCUAGCCCUUCGAACACGGUACUGGGGAAACCGAACGGAGUUUAUCAGUAAGAAGUGGGGCUAUGAAUGCGAAACUAUCCCUGGAAGGGAUAGUUUGCAUGCCAAGUAGCUGUCAGCAUCUGCCAGCAAAAGUAAAUCCAGUUUGGGUACGGACCAACAAUUCCAACCGGUAAAUUUGUUAUCACUGAACCGGACGUUUAAUUUGCUUACUAAUCGAAAUGAACAAUUUUGAGUUGGAUUCUAAAUAAAAUCUUAUUGUUCGGAGAAAGCACCAGUUUCAAUGGAAACCGGAUUCCAGGAAUCGGAAAACGCUCCAUUAGGCCGGAGGGCAUUCGUUAGAAAAGUAUAAUUAUUACAGAAGAAUGUUGAGACUGGAUAAAUAAACAACAAGGUUCAGUUCGAGUAAUUGGAGAUCUUCCAUUGUAAUAAUUUUCUUUUUCCUUUCUCAAUUUUUUCUAGUUUUCAUUUCGUUCAAAAUUGACAGCUGUGACGACCACUGAGGUGGUACAGUACACAGCCUGCUUUGACCAAGCAAACUGUGUACAAACCCUACACACCCACCCGACUACCCGGUGGGUGUCCCACAGUAGCGGUUAACCUCCGAUUAUUUAGUUGUGUUAUUUACUAAAUCGUAAUCCUUGAAGCGAACUUUGUCGAAUGACACUUUCCGCACCAUUUAGUACCUAUGAAUAAAACAAUACCUAGAAACUCAUGCCGGUUGAUGUGGUCGUCAAGCUCGAACAGUUUGCUAAUUCUCUCUCUCUCUGAUAGUGUUGCUUUUUUCGAGCUUUCUGUCACUUUGACCUAAAUUCCGGGAAAGGGGGACAGUCUGAUGAGAUACUGUCAUGUUUGCAGUGCAUUAAAUGGACGAUUGCGUUUUUAUUCCCUUCCUGGUGUGAUGAACACAGAUUUUGCAUCACUUAUGGUAUCUGGCAGUCCUUAUCUAGAAUUGGUUGUCAUUCUGAAAUUUGUAAAAUCAGCCGCCAUGAAAUUGUGGAAUGUUUUAAGAGAUUAUGGGUAGGGAAACCGCCAGCUACAAAAUA
Messenger RNA from Topomyia yanbarensis, 11233 nucleotides. RefSeq lists its product as uncharacterized. The record is from RefSeq and is a predicted model, not a curated record. Gene Ontology annotation, molecular function: neuropeptide receptor activity. The coding region runs from base 752 to 3292 and encodes 846 amino acids. Gene Ontology annotation, biological process: neuropeptide signaling pathway. Gene Ontology annotation, cellular component: membrane. NCBI's taxonomy places the organism in Eukaryota, Metazoa, Arthropoda, Insecta, Diptera, Culicidae. The transcript is spliced from 9 exons.